CAGUACUGGCUACAGGAAGCCGUUAAAGUGCAUUCCCACCGGCGAUGCGAUCUAGUCGCGCGAUGCUACUAGAUCGCAUCGCGCGAUGUUCAGAUGUUCACACCGGCGCGAGCGAUGAGCGAGUUGCUCCAUGGUUGCUUCUCGAAAACUCUCGCCUGCUCUCGCUCUGAACGAUAUUUCUCGGGAGCCGUCGCCGGUCUGCUGUUCCCGCCAUCCCGUUCUUUCAUUUUCGUUUUCGCGUAGACUUUCGCGUACUCUUGCGACCAUGGACGACCGGCUAAGCGAAGAGGAGGAAGUUGUUGCAAUCUUAGCUUCUGUGUCUGCGUUGACGGCGUCGACGGUGGCAAGGCAGCAGAGAAAAAAGCGGCGAUGGUGGGUGCGCCCUAGCCUGCGUUCUCGGGAAGUCGCUGGCCACGCAGGUCGGCUCCUUCCCGAGCUCGGAGCGCGGGACGUGGAAUAUUACCGCGAGUGAGUUUUUCUCUUUACUUCGUGUUAACUACCUGUCACAUGCUUACAUUCGUAUUUUCUUUUAGCUUCCUUAGAAUGCCGCCGCAGGCGUUCGACACCCUCCUAGGGCUGUUGACUGAGAGAAUAGGGAAAAAAGACACCAACUACCGGAAGGCGAUUUCUGCGGCUGAUCGUUUGGCUUUGACCCUGAGGUUCCUCGCAGCCGGCCUCACGUUGAGGAUGGUGACGUUCAACUUUCUGGUGGGCAGGUCAACUGCAUGCCGCGUGGUGUCCGACGUCUGCGAUGCACUAUGGGACAUACUACAGCCCGUGUACCUGACCUGCCCGCAGACAGCUGACGAGUGGCUCAGGGUUGCUGCCGAUUUUGAGGAACGUUGGAAUUUUCCUCACAGCCUGGGAGCCAUUGACGGGAAGCAUGUUACUGUAGAAUGCCCCCCAAAAUCUGGCAGCCUUGACAGAAAUUAUAAAGGCACGUUCAGCAAAUCCAUGCUUGCCGUUAGUGACGCACAUUAUAGGUUUCUGUAUGUAGAACUUGGCCAUCAUGGGAGCGAGAGCGACGGAGGCAUAUUCUCAAGGUGCAAGCUCCAAGAGCGGCUGCUACAAAGCCAGAUGGGCAUGCCACAAGACCAGAACGUUGGGAUAGAGGGUCCUCUCCCUUAUAUUGUUGGUGACGAGGCAUUUCCUCUAAAAACGUACAUGAUGCGGCCCUUUUCAAGAAAAGGUAUGCCCCGCAUGCGCGUGGCUUACAGGCAGAUAAACUAUGGUCCUGGUGCACAGAAUAUGCCUUGCAGAAAGACCCAGCCCCACCUCCAGGCGCAGACCCGGACGCAGCUGCAGCCGCACGGAAGGCUGAAGUACGCGAACAAAGGAUCUUCAACUACAGGCUAAGUAGAGCCCGCAGGGUGGUAGAAACUGCCUUUGGGAUUUUGGCAUAGAAGUGGAGGAUCCUGCGACGACCGUUCAGGGCCAACGACCAAAACAUUAACAGGAUUAUUGCGGCAUGCGUUGCACUCCAUAAUUUUAUGCUGAAGCAGUCCGCAGUCUCCGCUGCAUCCUACUGCCCAGUAGGUUUGGCGGACUCUGAGGACUGGGAAGGACGGGUCAAAGAUGGAAGCUGGAGGUCAGACAAGCCAAAAGGAGGUGCCUUGGCGGCCACACCACCAGUCGGCUGCAACCCGAACCAGUAUGCUCGAACCAUGCGCAGCAAGCUCUCGCACCACUUUCUGAACGCCGGCGCAGUCACUUGGCAGGACGACAGGAUCUCCUUUACCCCAAAGUAAAGAAAAGGUGACUCAUCAAAGCCAUGGCCUGCGGUUGAGGCAACUGCCAGUGGUGCUUGUGGCAGCUGGCUGCUUGCUGAACUGCAAUUCCACCGAUUAAUGUUUAAUGUGUAGUGUUCACUCUUUUUGCCCUUCUUGCUUGCAUCAUCCUUGUUUUCUAUGAUUCAUCUAAGGUAAUAAUCGUACUCGCUUCUUUGCACAAGUUUUCCCUUGAAAUAUUUAAUUAUAAAAGAAAUUUCCAGCCAUUGUGGCACUGGUGCUGACGUUUAUUGCUUCCGUGUGUGUUCUUCGAGUUCUAGAUUUUGUGGUAAUGUCCUUUGGUUGUGUGUUUUGCAUGUUUGAGUUUGCAUAUCUUUUUUUUUUUCAUCUCAUUCGCAUGUUAAAUAUUCUUGAAAUUAAUAACUUAUGAAAGCAUUAUUGUGAAGAGGUUGAUAAUAAAUGUUACGAGAAUUUCCACUUCAUGACAGUCAUUAAUGUUCUUGUGUGCACCACAAGAAGUACAAGAGACAGGCCCCAGCCACAAAAAUAUUGGCUCCACAGCACAAGUUUCUGCUCUAGAAUGCAGUCUGCAAUAACGGAAAUCUGACAAUGGCUAAACGCCAGCAGAAUAAUGCUGCUGGAAGAAGCACUCGCUUUUUUAACGCAGGGAUGCAAGAAUGCCAAGUUAGCCACCUCGGUGGCUCCGAGGCAAAGUGCCAGCCUACGGAUUCCCAGUUUGAGGGUUUGAUUCCCAGUCAUGUUAAUUGCUGCUUACCCUGAGCUUGCAUCUUCAUACUGCAAGCUGCAGUAGACACUGGGGGAAAAUGCAUAUAGUUAUGUAGAGGCAAUUGCACAUUGACAACCGAAAUGAACACAUGAAUCUCUGCUAUCAGAUAUUUUCACAGCAUGCAUCAAAAAGCACGGAUUGCUAAUACUUACAGUGCAGGCUCUGACCGUGGCUCCACUAUUGCCAUCAUUGCUUCCCAGUGUGGCCACUUUAAUAAUGGAAUGUCUGAGAGACCCGCACCGCUUUUUGAUUUUGUUUUGAUAGUCCUCUUUAUGUUGCCGUAGACGUCUUUCAAGUUUUUAAAUUUUUGUUGUACGUUGAAUGCUGAAACAAAAAACGUGACAUUGCUGCUUCAAGGAGGUAUAUUAUUUUCACAAUGAUGUGUAAACUGUCUGAAACCUGAUCAUGGUAAAUUUAUCAAUGGUCCGUGCAGUAGUUUAAGUUUUAUAAACAUGUAAUGGCUAACAGAAAUAAUUUUAUGCGCCCCUGCAUGCUGGGAAAUACUGAUGAAAAUGUAUUUCCAAUACAAGGUAACCUCAGAGGUGGGUCAGCCUUUAAAUGGACUGCAUAAAAUGGUUUCUUAACAAAUCCCAAUGUAAUUUAGCAUGCAGAUGUAAUAGUAUGGUGCAUUUUCUAAAUAAAAUUUUGAAAAGACUACCUCAGUAAAGAAUAAAAACAAAAACUGUUUUUCCUAUACUUUCCAUGUAAACUUGAAAUAAUGUUUUGGGCCUCUGUGGUGU
Molecule: messenger RNA, 3254 nt
Organism: Ixodes scapularis (black-legged tick)
Lineage: Eukaryota; Metazoa; Arthropoda; Arachnida; Ixodida; Ixodidae
Exons: 8
Coding region: 508-1356 (282 amino acids)
Source: RefSeq, a predicted model, not a curated record